GUAUUGCGGAAAAUAAAGAGAGAAUAGGCUGGUCUUCGUUUGUCGUUGUCUCGACUUGUCCGGUGUGACUAUUACUUGUUGACCGGCUUUUAUUGAAUUAACUGGAAAAUUAUAUUCUGAAAUAAAACCAGAUUCUAGCAAUGAAAUACUUUUUGUUGCUAGGGGCCGGCAUCCUGCUUCUUUCAGGAUGGUCGGCGGCCCAUGACGAUGGCAUCGGGGUAGGGACAGUGGAAGAGGUGACUCUGGACGCCGACCUGGGCGCGUCUAGAGAAGGCUCCCGUACCGACGCGGAGGCGGUGCUGCGCGAGGAGGAGGCGAUCUCCCCGGACGGGCUGAGCGUGGCGCAGCAGCGGCAGCUGCGCGACCAGGCCCAGAACUACACCUUCCAGACGGAGGUCAACCGCAUGAUGAAGCUCAUCAUCAACUCGCUCUACAGAAACAAAGAGAUAUUUCUUCGGGAGCUGAUAUCGAACGGGUCGGACGCGUUGGACAAAAUCCGAUUGACAUCGUUGACGAACAGCGACGUGCUGGCUUCGAACCCGGACAUGAGCAUCCGCAUCAAGGCGGACCAGGAGAACCGGCUGCUGCACAUCAUCGACUCGGGCGUCGGCAUGACGCGCAACGACCUCGUCAAUAAUCUCGGCACCAUCGCCAAGUCGGGCACCGCCGACUUCCUCUCCAAGAUGCAGGAUGCUGAAAAGAGCAACGCGCAGGAGAUGAACGACAUGAUCGGGCAGUUCGGCGUCGGGUUCUACUCGGCGUUCCUGGUGGCGGACAAGGUGACGGUGGUGUCGAAGCACAACGACGACAAGCAGCACGUGUGGGAGUCGGACGCGAACUCCUUCAGCGUCGCCGAGGACCCGCGCGGAGACACGCUGCGCCGCGGCACGCACAUCACGCUGCACCUGAAAGAGGAGGCGGCGGACUACUUGCAGCCGGACACGAUCCGCUCCCUCGUUAAGAAGUACUCACAGUUCAUCAACUUUCCCAUCUACCUGUGGGCGUCCCGCACCGAGACCGUGGAGGAGGCCGACGCCGACGCCGACGCUGAUCAAGCCGACGCUGACGAGGAUGCCCAGGUAGAGGAUGCCACCGACGAAAAAAAGGAGACCAAGAAAACUGAGAAGACCGUGUGGGACUGGGAGCUGAUGAACGACAACAAGCCCAUAUGGACGCGCAAGCCCGCCGACGUGAAGGAGGAGGAGUACACGCAGUUCUACAAGAGCCUCACCAAGGACAGCUCGCCGCCACUCGCCAAGGCUCACUUCGUGGCGGAGGGCGAGGUGACGUUCCGCGCGCUGCUGUUCGUGCCGCGCGUGCAGCCCGCCGACAGCUUCAACCGCUACGGCACCAAGACCGACCACAUCAAGCUCUACGUGCGCCGCGUCUUCAUCACCGACGAGUUCAACGAGCUCAUGCCCAACUACCUCGCCUUCAUACAGGGCAUCGUGGACAGCGACGAUUUGCCGCUGAACGUGAGCCGCGAAACUCUCCAGCAACAUAAACUGGUAAAGAUCAUAAAGAAGAAGCUGGUCCGCAAGGCCCUCGACAUGCUGAAGAAGAUACCCGACGACGAGUACGAGCACUUCUGGAAGGAGUACUCGACCAACGUGAAGCUGGGCGUGAUGGAGGACCCGAGUAACCGGUCGCGGCUGGCCAAGCUGCUGCGCUUCCACUCGUCGCGCUCGAGUGAGAUGACGUUCCUGGCCGACUACGUGGCGCGCAUGCGGCCCGGCCAGACGCACAUCUACUACAUCGCGGGCGCCAGCCGCGCGGAGGUCGAGCGCUCGCCCUUCGCCGAGCGGCUCGUGCGCCGCGGCUACGAGGUGCUCUACCUCACCGAGGCCGUCGACGAGUACUGCCUCUCCUCGCUGCCCGAGUACGACGGCAAGAAGUUCCAGAACAUCGCCAAGGAAAUAUUCGACCUCGAGGAGAGUGAGCAGCAGAAGGAGCGGCUCGAGGGCUACAAGAAGCAGUUCGAGCCGCUGACGCGCUGGCUGGCCGAGCGGCUGUCUGCGUACAUCACGCGAGCGACCGUGUCGCGGCGUCUGGCACGCUCGCCCGCCGCGCUCGCCGCCACCGCCUUCGGCUGGACCGGCAACAUGGAGCGCCUCGCGCUGUCCAACGCGCACCAGAAGGCCGACGACGCGCAGCGCAAGCACCACCUGAUGCAGAAGAAGAUGCUGGAGAUCAACCCGCGCCACCCAAUGGUCGUGGAGCUGCUGCGCCGCGUGCAGGACGAGCCCGACGAGCCGGCCACGCUGCUGGCCGCCACCACGCUGUACCGCACCGCCGCCAUCCGGUCGGGCUACAUGCUGCAGGAGGGGCAGGCGGUCGAGUUCGCCGAGUCCGUGGAGCGCAUGCUGCAGCAGUCGCUCGGUCUGCCGGCCGACGCGCAGCCCGAGGACGAGCCGGACGACGAGCCGGCGGCCGACGCCGACGAGGCCGAGGUGCCCGCCGAGGACGACCACGACGAGCUGUAACCGCCUCUAGUUUGUCAUAGCAGCGAUCACCGCCGCCUCGGCGCCGGCGCGCGACGGGACGUUUAGUGCAAACUCGCUUAUAUCACUGAAUUUGGGAAAUUGUAGUGGUGUUUAAGUUUGUACUGCUCAGUCGUGGUAUCUAUAAUACUUAACUGGCGAGAUUAUGUCGUCUGUCGAUCCGUGUCGUCCAUCGACGAUGUUCCUACGAUGCGUUUACUUGUAAGCUUAAGAUUUGAUGAAACAUUCCGACAGUUUGUCUCCGUAACAUAAAGGAGUAUCGACGCAUCCUUACAAUAUCCUAGAGCCCUCUAAGUGUUCCAAUGUGGGCCAUACGUUAAUUACCAUCUAAAAGUGUGUGUUUGUGUAUGUCGAGCUGUAUGACUGUGUGCGUGGCUGUACGCAUUAAGUGGUAUGCGUUAAUGACUGCAUUUUUUUUUACACUGGUCGUGUAACAGCGACCACCGUAGUCGUAAUGUAAAUAAAUAUUUAUUUAUACAA
Galleria mellonella (greater wax moth) is the source of this 2981-nucleotide messenger RNA. RefSeq names its product endoplasmin (gene Gp93). Lineage: Eukaryota; Metazoa; Arthropoda; Insecta; Lepidoptera; Pyralidae. Gene Ontology annotation, biological process: protein folding. Gene Ontology annotation, molecular function: ATP-dependent protein folding chaperone; ATP hydrolysis activity; ATP binding. The transcript is spliced from 12 exons. Bases 141 to 2483 code for a protein of 780 amino acids. The record is from RefSeq and is a predicted model, not a curated record.